Drechmeria coniospora is the source of this 810-nucleotide messenger RNA. RefSeq lists its product as uncharacterized. The coding region runs from base 1 to 810 and encodes 269 amino acids. NCBI's taxonomy places the organism in Eukaryota, Fungi, Ascomycota, Sordariomycetes, Hypocreales, Ophiocordycipitaceae. The record is from RefSeq and is a predicted model, not a curated record. The transcript is spliced from 5 exons.
AUGCAAUCUUUAACCUUAACCCUUGCAUUCCUGCUCAGUGCGAAUGCAGCACCGCGUGCACAGUACACUUCCACCACGCCAGAUUUAAUAACUAAGAAUGGCAACAAUAUCGAUAAUGAUAGGUACUUACACCGACUUGAAGCUCGUGAUGAGGUGGAUGAUAUGUUGCAGACCCUACCAGAGGCAAUAUCAGAGAAUGAAAACGUGUCCGACGAGGUCAACAAGUGGUCAGAGAGUUAUGGUCUCCAAUGCGCAUUCUCUGAGUCCAGUCUCAGUGACUUGACAUGCAAACUAUCCGACAACGAGUCAUUCGAGCACAGAAUUAAUUACUUGGCCGUCGGUAUUAAGCUAAGCGAUGAUUUUUGGUCUGCGACGUCGGGAAAUAUUUCUGCCUUCUUUCCGAACCUUUUUGAAACUGCACUGAUUAACAAAAUGGUUGAGCUUCUUAACGCACCUAGCCGAGAAGCCUCUAAAACUGUUCCGGUUGACCUUAAACGGGUCUUCGGUAGCGAGACCAUUUCUCUGAGUCAGGUUCAAAAGCUCAGCCUAUAUGUUUCAAAAGAUGCCGAUGCAUUCAAAGUUGAAAGCUUGACUGUAACGGCCAGGCUCCAGAAUUCUCCAGAUAGUGGCAUUAUCCUAAAAAAUACAAAAUAUGCAACUCUCAACACUCGGUUUAGCGACGACACUCAUCAUCAAUUCAACGAGGACGAACGAAGAAGUCGUCAGGAAAGCCCCACCCUAGGAAUUGUUACUUUUCACCUAUCCAAUGUCUUUAUCCAGGACGGGCAAAGGCCAGUAGCUGAAAUCUAA